AUGACCAUCGUUCGUAUUCACCGUUCUUGCAACCACCUGCCUUCGAGAUGUUACUGCGCAAACGUUGCUGGUGGUGGGGCGAAACAUCUUCCACUCUUGGCUUGGCUUGCAGCUCACUGGAAAGAUACCAUUGAAAUAUGUGCGCACGAGGGACAAUCUCCACCCUUUACAACUCACUCGAAGGAGCGCUCAUCGACAAACUGCGGAGAAGAUUGUUCGGUCGCCUCUUGGGUUGAACCAAUCAAAACCUUUAUCAAGCGCUACUGGUUUGUGUUACCUGAAUGGGACGGCUCAAGUUCAAAUUGA
Laccaria bicolor S238N-H82 is the source of this 306-nucleotide messenger RNA. RefSeq lists its product as uncharacterized. The coding region runs from base 1 to 306 and encodes 101 amino acids. Lineage: Eukaryota; Fungi; Basidiomycota; Agaricomycetes; Agaricales; Hydnangiaceae. The record is from RefSeq and is a predicted model, not a curated record. The transcript is spliced from 2 exons.